AUGGCAAGGGUCGAGAACAAGGCCACGGUAGCAUGCUGCGGCUGCGCGUCGCUCGCCGUGGCACUCCUGCUGGGUGUCGCCUUCGCCGCGGCGCUCUACUUCGCCGUGCUCCGCCCGCGCCCGCCCCGCGUGGCGUCGGCGGCGGUGGACACGCAGCUCUCGGACUUCCGCGUGCUCCCGCCGGCGCUCAACUUCUCCCUGGCGGUCGACGUCGCCGUGCACAACCCAGGCCACGCGCCGUUCCGGCACGGCGAGGCGGUGACCGCCGUGACGUACCGCGGGUCCACGGUGGGGCGGUCCGCGUCGGCCCCCGGGAGGAUCCCGGCGCGGUCCACGAGGACGGUCGGGGCCCGCGUGCAGGUGGACGCGGCCAGGGUCGUCGUGAGCAGGCACUACGUGGCCGACGUGGUCUCCGGCGCGCUGCGGUUCGAGGCCAGGACGGCGGUGGCCGGGGAGGCCGUGGCGCUCCGGGCGUUCAGGUUGAGCGCGGACGCCGAGGUGGCCUGCGCCGUCGUGCUGUACCCGUUCAGGAGGGAGAGCAGCUCGCAUUGCACUUACACGGUUCGUAUUACUGGAAUAUGA
Brachypodium distachyon (stiff brome) is the source of this 582-nucleotide messenger RNA. RefSeq lists its product as uncharacterized. NCBI's taxonomy places the organism in Eukaryota, Viridiplantae, Streptophyta, Magnoliopsida, Poales, Poaceae. The transcript has a single exon. The record is from RefSeq and is a predicted model, not a curated record. Gene Ontology annotation, cellular component: plasma membrane. Bases 1 to 582 code for a protein of 193 amino acids.